Thelazia callipaeda (thelaziosis nematode) is the source of this 6252-nucleotide messenger RNA. The record is from the annotation of a GenBank genome assembly. Lineage: Eukaryota; Metazoa; Nematoda; Chromadorea; Rhabditida; Thelaziidae.
AUGGUUGGUUGGAGUUUGUCAAACAUCACAGAUGCUUUGCAAAAGCGUCUAUGUCGAUUUCUUAUACAUAGAUACUUGAGCGACUUUCUCAAGUCCAGUAUCAAUUUAGAACAGUUAUCAACCACUCUAUACGGUGGCAUUGCUUCAGUAAGCGAUGUUGAUAUAGAUGUGCAGAGAAUAAAUGAAGCAUUAGAAAUGUUGAAAAUUCCAUUUGUGGCUGUCGAAGGUUACAUUGGCAAAAUAAAUAUCACAGUUCCUUGGCAACAAAUACUUGUCAAAUCUGUUGAUUUAGAAGUGAAGCAACUGCAGCUCACCCUCCAGCUUCAACAGUUCGGAAAUGAACCAUUAGGUGACGUAGUGACUUCAAUGUUUGGAAGUGUUAUUGGGUCACUAGCAACAUCUAUGGAAUUGGCGCAAAGUUUUUUGAAUCAGGAAGAUUUUAGAAAUGAAGUAGAAGAUAAGGGUGUCGAGCAAUUUGCAGAGGUUAUUGAUGCUGUUAUCUCGCGUUUCCGGUUAAUUUUUGAGGAUGCAACUAUUCGUUUAGAAAGUCUUUCAAAUCAAGAAUCUGGACUAUGCACAGCUCUAGAACUCCGAGUUGACUGGGUCGAACUUGUAGAUGAGCAACUAGAAUCAGAAAUUUUAAACUCUGAGGCUAUAACUUCUCAGCCACGUUCGCUGUCGUCUCUUCCAAAUUUUAAUAAACUUUUUCAUGUCAGAGGAAUACGUUUAUACACCGAUAUUUUUAACAAGCCGGAAAUGAAAGAAGAAGAAAAUAUGUCGUCUUCAGUAGCACCGAUCAUUACAAGUAUGUAUUUACGGCGUGAGAAAGAGAAAACGUUAAGGAAACUAUCAGCAUCAUUAAACGGAACGCAUGAACAAAGUGAGAAGAAUGAUGUUCUUUCUUCUGUGCAUAUGCCAGUAUCAUCAAUUUUUGAAUCCUGUUAUUCACAUAAUAGCUCUGUGGGCGACAAUUUUGAUUCCCAUAUUUCUCAAUCAAAAUCAUCCUAUAAUGAUACGUAUGAGUCAAAUCCAGUUCUGUGUGCGUCGUUCAGCAGUAGCAUUGAAACGGUUGUUGUUCGAAUGCGUAACAAUGCGAUUUCAUCGCAGAGCACAGUAUUAUCCGAAAAGGAAAUCAACCUUAAUUUUGAUGGUCUCUGUGUGUUUUUGACUCCAUCGCAACUGAAAAUCUUGGAAACAUUUUUCUCCACUAUUUUCAGACCAUCAGUAAUUUCUGAUAUGCACUAUGAUUUGGGAAAGCCUAUGACAAUUCAUGAUUAUCAGAAGGUUGAAGCUGAAUUGCAAUCAAGAAUUAAUCAAGCAGAUCGCUUUGGGACUGCUUUCCAGCAUGGCAAUUGGGGAGGAUCAAUGCUGUUUUAUGAUGCACAGCGGAAUCUUUCGGCACCAUCUGCUGAAGAGGAAAUGACGAAUGUUUCACUCGAUUUCAAUGAUAUAGCUAAUCGGUCAUCUUCUAAAUUCUCGAAAGAGAUAUCCAGAAAUUACUUUCCUCCAAAACCUUCGAAAAAUUUGGACUCUUUAUCGGACGUCAUUAGUGUUAAAGCGAGCAUUUGCAACGUUGUUAUUGUUCUAACUCAUAAAGACUAUCUUGGGCAGUAUGAAGUUCAAGAUAAAGGCAUGGAGAAUAUUACCAAUAUCAUCAACUGUUACAAAGAUCUGGCUGAAGGAUUUUUCAAAACAACUUCUGCGUUGAGGCUUAGAGUCCAUUUGAAUGAGUUGAGACAAAGUACAAAAUAUCUCUACGAAAAUGAUCAUUUAUUGCAAAACUGUGUCGAAAAUGUCAAACUUUUUUCUUUUUGCGACAAUGCAUUGACAACUCCAGGUAGCUGUCGGCUGAUGUUAAACGUAGAAAGUAACAUAAAUUUAAAGCACUGUAUUAUCACAGUGAAUCUGGCUUCAUGUGAAAGUGAAUUGGACAUAUCAAUCAUUGAUCGAUUACCAUCUCUUCUAUUCAUAAGGCCUUUUCACACUUAUCCUUUUCCAACGCUGAUUCGCAAUAUUGAUGACGUUUCUCGUGGUUUGAAAACCGAUUUUCUUUUCACGGCUAUGAAAGAUACAAGCAGUACAUCUUCAUCAACAACAAUUUUGAUUUUAAAUUGUCCAGAAUGGAGCAUUCAUUUAAGAAUACCAGUUGCUGGUCUACACGAUACGAAUUCUAAGGCAUUUCAUUGGAAGAGACAUUUACAUAAGGAAUCACUGUGGUUAACUUUAUUGUGUACUAGGCUAGAAAUACCAUCAUUUGAUAUAUCUCGUUUUGGGCAGUGUGGGGCAUUCACUCUUUCUGCUACUUCAUUUCAUGGUAUGAAGUUUAACGAAUUUGUUGUCGGUUCAUUUAGUUUUGGCAAGCAGUCUGAGUCACCAGAUCUUGACCUUCUUUUUCUUUAUGGAGGUUGUAUGGAAACGGAUGGCAGCGACUGUGUCAGUUUGAAAAUUAGCUACGACAGAAGAGAUAUUAGUUUGGAAACAACAUCUGUGCCUUGUAAUGAGGGAGAAUACUUCUACAGUUCUCAGUAUGAUUCAGAAAACGAAACAGAUACCAAGUUAGAAGGGCCUUUCUCCAAAUGUAUUAUACGGAAUGAGAGUCAAGUGAUAGUUGUAGUUGGAAGUACAAAGGAGAUGCUUGAAUUUGGUGAGGCUUGUCAGUCGAAUGCAAAAGUAAACUGUGAACUGAAUAUUCCAGUAAUACGUAUUCAUUUACCUAGCCGCCACUGCUAUGAAAUUAUAUAUAAUAGAUUGAUGAAUGAUUUGGCGAUGUGGAAACCCUCCUCUCCUGCUUUUAAUAGUGACCGACCAAGAGAUUUUGAGGCAUCAAUUGAUGAUCUCUUCCAUCUCUGCAGAUCAACGAGAAGAAAAAAUUCUGUGAGUAGCGAGACUAAUGUUUCGUAUUCUCAUCGUUCAACACCAACAGUAAAUGCAUGGAGCAGCGAAAAAUCUCAUGACUUCUGUUUGAUUGCCAAUAUAGAAGAUGGACGUCUCUUGAUUGGGACAGAAUUUGAAGAUGCAGCUAAAAAAGAAGUAGGUCAGGUUGGGACAAUUUUACACAAAACGCAAAUGAUGUUGGUUAAUGGUUUUCAUGGAAACAAAGAACUAUCUUAUUUUUAUUCCACUUCGAAAGUUGCUAAUGUUUUUCACAAAAAUCUUAUUGGGAAUAUCUUGCCGUAUGAGCGAUGCGUUUUGAAAAAGGAUUUCGCUCAGCAUUGCGAGGAAGGGAUACAAGCAGAGCCGAUAACUGAUGAAGAAAUUUGUCUUUUAGAAAAGGAAGAAGACAAUUUUGCUAUUGCAGUUCGAAUUGACUAUAAUUUUCCUGAAAAUAUAAAGAAUAUGCUUGUUGGAGUUGGUAUUCGCAAUACGAUGUUACAUUUACAACCUUGGGAAAGUGUUGAGCAAUUUUGGAUCAAUCAGGUUAUUCGUUUCUUUAACAUUCCUGACUAUGGAAUUCUUGAUUGUAAGAUUCCACAAGCAGCAACGGAAUUGCAUGUACAUUUUUCGUCUUCACUGUUGGUUUACGAACAUUACUUUUCAAAUCAGCUUCAUCCUUUAUCACUGCGUGUAGUACUCAGUUCAUGUGACAUCAAUAGCCGAAUUAUGCAGGAUCUAGAAAUAUACAAGUUUGGAUGUAUUUUUGAACAAUUGAAGCUCUUUGCUUCAUUCAACCCUAGUGUUGAAACAAAGAAAAGUUCGGAUGAUCGUAAAAAGUGUCCCAAAUUUGGACUGAAAUUUUUACAUAUAUUGUCUGUUGGUAUGUUAAAAUUAGAGGUCAUAGCUGUUAAAAAUCUGCGAUUUGAUGAUGAUAAAUUAAAGAGAAGCUCUCCAUUUUUGGAAAUCAAAUGCAAAAACGAUCUGUUAAAAACCAAGUUUGCUGUGUUACAGUUAUGGGCUUGUUCUGAUUCUCUGUGCACCAUUGUUAAUGCGAUAUCUGAGCUGCUUGAUGCACACUCAUCUCAUACAGUAAGACAUGAGGAUUAUUCUGCUACUACUAGCAAAGCGGUUUGGAAUGAUUCAGAAAAAUGGUCACCUACUGAGCAACAAAUGGCCAAUAUAGAGAAAAUGGUGCAGUCAGCAAUGCUUGAGCUCCCAGAGGAUGAUAUUAUAGUUAACACUUGUACGGCAGAUUCCAAUGAAACUACUGGGAGGCGCAAAGACAAGGACACCUGUGGGAUGUCUGGAAUUGAUGAAGGUUUUUGUUUACUGGAAGAAAUCCCUGGUAACGGAAUCAUGGCAGGAAGUGGCAGACCUAAGGCACGUGUGUUGUUCAGAGGGGGCUCACCUCCUAUAAUACAUGAUAACUAUUUGAAGAAAAUUGAUGAACGAUCAGUUCUUUCAACUACUUCAAAGAAUUAUAUUCCGUUGUUUAAAUAUUGUAUUGAUGACCUAUCAUUAGAACUUCAUUUAUAUGGUGGUGCUGAUUUCAAAACGUCAAAACCACCAUUCAAACCAUACUCUGCAUCAUCAAGUGGAGGGAAAUUACGUCGUGAGAAUUUCCCUGCUGGGGGUCGCUAUAGAGAUUAUUCCGUUCAUGUUGAACUGCGUUUAUCUAAAGUGAGGUUUAUGUUCGAAAUAUACGAUAAGCGGGCACCCGUAUUAUCUACGAGAAUGUUCAGUAUCGGUUCAGCUGAAAUAUUGGAUAAAUUAGUGUCUUCUAAAAUAAACAAACUUCUUUAUCCGCAUGUUUGGGAUCGGACUUUCCCCCGUCAUUCACAGUCGCCAGUGUUUUCAGUACGUGUGUAUGAAACACAUCAACAUGAGGGUAAAAUGAAAGUAUCUUUAUUGCCAUUACGUAUUAAUGCCGAUCAAGAUACCAUGGAGUUUCUUGAAGACUUUAUAAAUGAUCUUUCUAGUGGAAUUGCUCUAUUGAAAGCGGAAAGUGUUUCAACUUCGAAAAUUCCUGAAAAUCCGCGAUUAGAAGUUCCUUCUCUUAAUAACACUGAUGCUGUUCGCUGGGAAAAGGAUGUGCAUCAUAAUACUGCAGAUUCUUUGAAUGCGGCUGCAGUAACUGAUUUAUUUUUGAAAGAUCGCACUCAUCAUGGGUUCAAAACAAGCAGUAAUGAUAUGCUGCAUUCAGAUAGUGAUGAUGAUAUCCAUUUGGAAGAAGACAGCGAUGAGAACUUGAUGGUCAGUAAAUGGCCAGCUCUGGCUCCCAAAACUUCUAAUCAAGGCGGUUCCACUGAUGACAUCUCAGACUUCGUGGAUCCGUUUUGCUUUCUUGAUUCAUCAAUUAGUCACUUGGAUCAAAACGUUGUUGCGGAUAAGGUCAACAACAGCAGUGAUCAAACUGGUUUAUCUUCAAAGUCGGAGGCAGUUAUUUUUGAAGAUGUCCAUCGGGAAAACGAAAAUAUGGAAAACCAUAUCCCGUUAUCGGUUGAAUAUAAAGAUGAAAAUAUCGCAUUAGAGUCAAUCGGUGGGACAGAAAUUUUCUUCAAAGAAUUCAUUUUUUCGCCAUCUGCAGUCAUUUGUUUGGAUAUGAAUGGGAAGCGUAUACGUCCAGAUCAGGGUUGGUUCUUAGGGCUUUUAGUGGGUUUAAGUGAUUUUAAGUGUACCGAAAUACGUUUGAAGGAACUCAACUGCACCCGAGGUUUGCUUGGGUAUGAUAAAUGCUUCAAAUUUGCUUUCAAUGCAUGGUUGAACGAUAUCAACAAUAAGCAAUUAGUGCAAUUCAUUACAUCUUAUGGACCAAUCAAGUCGCUAGUAGAAGUUGGUUCUGGAAUCCGAGAUCUGUUUUUGAUGCCCGUAAAUGAAUACUGUAGAGAGGAAGGUCAUGUAGUCAAAGGAUUACAGAGAGGUGCGGAGAGUUUUGGCAUAUCAACUGCUACAGUUGCAGUUGAUAUGCUGCAAAAAAUGGUUGGUGUUGUGCAGAGCGUUGCAGAACUAGCAUUUGAUAUUGUCUCACCGGAAUAUCCUAUAUAUCGGCAUAGAAGGCACCUAUUGGAUUCUGCUACACGACGACCAAAUGAUAUUAGAGAGGGCUUUAAUAUGGCUUUGGAGGCUAUCAGACAGGAGAUUAACGAGACAGCUCUUGACUUUCAAUUAGCCGCGAUAGAAGAUAAAUCUAGCGGUUACUCAACUGUGCGAGGUCUUCUUCGACAGGCACCAACCACAGUAUUAAGACCUGUUAUUGCUAGCAGAAAUGGAGAAAUGGAAAUGAUGGGUUCAUUCGCAAAUAUGUUUCACGGUAUAGCAGAUAAGCAAUGCUCAAUAGCAGCAGGAAAGAAGUUGAAUGAUCGAGGAGCUGGUGAAUGA